AACAACAAAACAGACCGAAAGGGUGUUAGCGUAGUUAGCCCCUCGCUAUAAACAAGAGCCGAUCCGGCCCCUUUUGAUACAUCUCCCGGGGGUGGAUGUGAGGAUAUUAAACCUAUUUUACGAGUAGCAAUGUCGUUAAUAUGCAUCAUCCUGGCUGUCAUUAAUCCAGGGCUAGCCGAGUCGAGCUAGUGAUGCUAAGUUAGCUCUAUGUAUGCCAAACCAAUACAGCUUAGCUAGCUUGGGAGCUAGCACACUCGCCUUAGGUAAGGCGGAGAGCCAGAACAGGGAGAUGCGGGUAAAGAGAGAGUGGCCUUGAAAGACUAAAUGAGCAAGACGGUCGGAGGACAGUGGCAACAUGAAGUUGUAUGUGUUCCAGGUUAACAAUGGCAGCACGCUGACAUUCGACACUGAUCUUGCUGUCCAAACUGUCGUGGAGCUGAAACAUGCCAUCCAAGCAAAGUAUAAGAUUGCCAUUCAACAUCAAGUCCUUGUUGUCAAUGGAGGGGAAUGUAUGGCUGCGGAGAGGCGGGUCUGCAGCUACAGUGCUGGCACUGAAACAAACCCCAUAUUCCUGUUCAACAAAGAGAUGAUCUUGUCUGACCGGGAUCCCACCAUCCCCAAAACCACCUUCUCCAUUGAGAGUGAGAUUCAGGUGAAGGUGGAAGAGUCGCUUCUGAUGCCAGCUGUCUUUCACACCGUUGCCUCUCGAACACAACUUGCUCUGGAAAUGUUUGAAGUUGCCAACAAACUUAGCUCGUUCUGUGAACGUUUGGUUCAUGAUGAACACCUCCAGCACCAAGGCUGGGCCGCCAUCAUGGCAAACCUGGACGACUGCUCCAUGUCCUAUCAGAAGCUUCUUAUGAAAUUUGACUCUGCGUACGCCUCGUAUCAGCACGACUUGGAAGAAAUUAAGUUCAAACUGACUAGGCUGGGUACAGCAGUUUCUGUGAUGGCCAGGAUACCCCUGCUGGAAUGCUUGACAAGACAAAGUCACAGAGAGAACUUAAAGAAGUCCGCCUCCACUCCAGAUAAAGAUUCGAUUGAGACCGAAGAAGAAAAAUCUACAGACUCCGUGCUGUGUGCCACAGAUGCUCAGGGGGCUCGCAAGGUACCAGGUUGCACCGCGUCGGAGAAGCACGGAGGGGCUGGUAACCAGGACAGAAAUCCAUUGUUGGACAGCUGUGGGCUGAGAGCUGCCCUUCUGGACGAAUGUACUGCAGCCCACUUCAAUGUCACACUUUUAGACUGGAUCAAUGUGCAGGAUCGUCCCAACGACGUGGAGUCUGUUGUCAGGAAAUGCUUCGAUUCCAUCAAUAGGCUUGAUCCGCGGAUCAUUCAACCUUUCCUGGGAGACAGUCGUGACACAAUUGCCAAACUGGAUAAUCAAAACAUGAAAGCCAUCAAAGGGCUGGAGGACAGGCUGUAUGCGCUCGACCAGAUGAUUGCCAGCUGCAAGAAGCUGGUCAACGAACAAAAAGAACUUGCUCAGGGAUUUUUAGCAAAUCAGAAGCGUGCUGAAAACCUGAAGGAUACAUCUGUUCUGCCCGACUUGUGUCUGAGUCACACCAACCAGCUGAUGAUCAUGCUUAACAACCACCGCAAGCUGCUGGACAUCAAAAAGAAGUGCACCACCGCCAAACAAGAACUAGCAAACAACCUCCAAGUCCGACUCAAAUGGUGCUGCUACGUGAUGCUUCACGCAGACCAGGAUGGCGAGAAGCUCCAGGCUCUGUUUCGGCUCCUCACGGAACUCAUGGAAAGGGUGCGGGUGGUGGAAGCCCUCAGCACUGUGCCCCAGAUGUACUGCUUGGCGGUGGUGGAAGUCGUUAGAAGGAAGAUGUUCAUGCGACACUACAGAGAGUGGGCCUAUGCACUGGUGAAAGAUGGCAAACAGCUGUAUGAGGCUGAGAAGUUCAAAAGGGAGACCUUUGGGAAACUCUUCAGAAAGUCCUUCCUCAGAAAUCGCCUGUUUCGAGGGCUAGACGCGUGGCCUCCAACAUCAUUUUGUACACGGAAACCUCGAAGAUUUGACGAUGAGCUUCCAGACAUCUCCCUUGACGACUUGCAGUACUUGAAAUCUUGUUGUCCUGUGGAGGUGCAGCCUUUCCUCAUGGUCCCGACAAUGUGUGACUUUGAGCCCUUGAAUCGGCAUGUGGAGAAGCUACAUUUGCUGGUCCAAGCAGCACAGAGUUUGGAUGAGAUGUCUCAAACUAUGACUGACCUGCUAAGUGAACAAAGGGCGUCCUGUAGUCAUAGUGCGCAGAGGUCAACUUUUUGGACGCCUCAUUCUGCAGAGGGUCGGGCCGGGCCCUCCACAGCUACGCAGUCCAAAACCCCCUCCUCUCUCAACCUUAAAGGACCCAGCUGUCAGCCACCCCAUGUUCCUGCCCCAGGCCCCUUAGAGGACCUUUCUCCAGACAGCAUCGAUGCACAAACAUUUGACUUUGAAACCAUCGGCCACCCCAACAUGCAGCCUGGCUCCCUUGACCUGGAUUCCCUGGCAGAGAGCCCCGAGUCUGACUUCAUGUCUGCCGUCAACGAGUUUGUGAUCGAAGAGAGCCUGAAAUCCCCGAACCCCAUCAGUGACCCCGCGAGCCCCGAAAUGAUGGUGGAAUCCUUGUAUUCCUCAGUUAUCAAUGCCAUCGACAACAAGCGCAUGCAAGACACCACAACGCUCGAGAGGGAGAACUCUACGAUCACGGUUCUCCAUCAUGUUAUUGACCGCUAUCGAUUGGCUGCGGAGGAGUCUCAUUCCAAUUUGAGGUGCGUGAAGGAUGACCUGUUUUGCCUUCGAAGUCAGGUCUUGAAAGAACAAAAUGACUUUAGCCUUGCCCUGAAGAGUAUGAGCGCAGAUGUUCGCAACAUUGUGGACGACGUUUGCCACACGCUUAAGCUUGAGCUGAAAGAACAACAUCAGAGCGAGAUCGUCGCCAUUCAGCAGGCGUUUGAGAAGCAGAUCCGCUCUCUAAAGGAGGAAAACCUGGACCACCAGAAUAUAGUGCGAGAUGUGCAGCGGGCCAUGCUGGACUUGGAGGGGCUCAUGGAGCGCAAAGAGAAAGAAAUUAUGCAGCUGGAGAGCGACAAGGCACAGUGGCUCAACACAGAGGCAUGCCUGAAAGAGAAUAUGAAGAAGAUGGAACAGCUAAAGAGCGACCAAGCCGCAGAGCUCGAGACCCUCUUGGAUUCCAGAGACUCUCUGAAAAUGCAGCUUGAGAAUCUGCAUUUUGAGAUUGAACGUGGCCAGCAGAAGAUCAGGCAGGAAUUAGAGACUGUCGAGCAGGCGCACUUAAAGGAGUUUGCGGACAGAAUGAUGCAGGAACAUAAGUCACAACUGGACACCCUCACUACGGAUCAUCAGGAGGCUAUGGAACACCUUGCUGCUGAAAAUAGGGCUAAGCUAAAUGAGAUAACAGAACACUACAAUUCGGCUCAAAAAGAGAAGGAUCUUGAAAUAGAAGACCUGAAGGCUAGCAUUGCUGAGCUCACAGAACUGCGAUGCAAAUUGGAGAUGGAUAUUGCACUCAAAGAGACUGUAGCAGAGGAGGUGAGGGCCCUAUUGGAGGACACCAAGAGGCAGCAGACCGAGGCUGUGAAGUCCCAGGUAGCCUCCGAGGUGCAAGUCCUCAAUGAAGAGCUCACAAAGGUCAAACAGGAGCUUCAGGUGAAAAACGAAGAGUACGAGACAGACCGAGCCAAGCUGAAGAGCUUUUUAGAGAUUGAGAAGGACAACUGCAUCUCUGAUCUGGUGGACAGGCAUGAAGAGGAGAUCGCCCUGUUGCGAGGCGAACUCUCUUUCUUGCAGCAUCAGGCACAGGAUACGGACCGGAGCCACGCAGAGCAGCUACAGAACCUUAAACAUGAGCUGGACCACAAAGUGUUGGCUCUAAAUGACGAAAAGGAAGUGCAGAUGUCGAAGUUUCAAGAACUGGAACAGGAGUUAAGGACUGUGAGCAGGAACUUACAGGAAGAAAACAACCUUUUGACAAAGAAACUAGAGGACACAUCCCCAGAUGCAUUGAAAGAGCUGCAGCUGCAAAAGGACAAAAUGAAAAAGAAGCUAUUGGAUAGGAUUAGACAACUUGAAGACGAGUUAAAUGACAGGCAGGUCUCAUCGAGCGAUGCAGGGUUGCCACUGUGCGCUGAUAGUUGCAUGGGUGCACCUCUCUCUCUGGACUCCGCACUACAGGAGCGGCUGCAGCAGGAGAGGGCCUCCCUGCAGACCCAGCUGGAGCUCCUGGAGAGGAGAAAGAAUGAGGAGAUUCAGAACCUCAAGACCUCUUUAAUUGCAGAACAGCAGACUAACUUCAACACAGUUCUGACUCGUGAGAGGCUGAAGAAGGAGCAGGUCAUCAGUGAACUUACAGAGAAGCUGGAAAGCGUCACCCAACAGCAGGAAAAGGACAAAGCUCUGAUAGAGACUCUAUCUGAGGACCGAGCGAGUGUCAUGCAGGAGAAGAAGCAUCUGGAAGAAGAGCUCAAUCGCCUGCGCAGCAUCGCUCUGGUCUCCUCGGCCUUCUUCACUGGCAACCCCUUAGCUCAGGAUAUGGGUGAAGAAGUGGUGGGGGCGUGCGCCUCCGAGCUCCUGGCUGACAGCGACCGACUUGCCUCUGUCGCGGCCUUGAGGGAUGAGGAGCACGUAGACUCAGCAGUGGAGGCUAGCAUGGUGACAGUCCACGACAACAUCCUGAUGUCAGAGGAAAAACAGAGGAUACGCCUACUUGAGAGGACCUUACACAUGAAGGAGGAAGAGAACAAGCGCCUCAGUCAAAGACUGAUGUCUCAAAGUAUGUCGUCUGUGUCUUCUCGGCACUCAGACAAAAUCGCCAUCCGAGAUUUCCAGGUAAGCGAUCUGGUUCUAAUCAUCCUGGAUGAAAGACAUGACAACUACGUCCUCUUCACCGUCGGUCCAACACUUUAUUUUCUGCACUCUGAGUCGCUCACUGCACUGGACCUCAAACCAGCAACAGGGACAACAAGGCGGCCGUGGGUGCUUGGAAAGGUGAUGGAGAAGGAGUAUUGCCAGGCCAAAAAGGCCCAGAACAGGUUCAAGGUUCCUUUAGGAACCAAAUUCUACAGAGUCAAAGCUAUUCCAUGGAACAGAAAAGUAUAAUAUCUGAGUCAUAACAGGCAGAUUGUUUUUUUUGUAUUAUUAUUUUGAAAGAAAAACAACAUUUCUUGAAUAAUGGAAAAAAACGCUACCUGUAGGUCAGCAUCAUUCAAUUUUAUUUUUAAACACUCACCUGAUGCCACUUUUUUGUGUUUUCUUUUAAACCCCAAGUUUGGUUGUGUGGACCAAGUGCUAUUAACAUAAUUAGGGCCCUACCCUAUUUAAUGUGGCAUUAAGCCAUAUGACUUGCGUGUACAAACUGAACAACAUUUGGAUGUUAAGCAUUAGUUUGCAUUAUCAGCAUUUGUCCUUUUGUGGAAAAUACUGUGUCAUAAUCAAGAUAAUUCAAUGGAAAAAAUAUACAGCUACAUUUAUUAUGAUAAAUGUUUAUGGAGGAAUGUUCAUGGCAUGCAUAUUGAUAUGUUUUCUUUGAUUUUACUUAUCCAGAUAAGUGUCGUAGUCGGAAAAUGUAGUUAACGCUGUCUGUUCCUCACGAAGCAGUAAAGGCCCUCUUGUGAAUAACUGACAUGUACAUUAUGGCCGACUGGGGGACAGCAAUCCUCAAAAUGCACUUUGAAAACAAAAAAUAAACACACAAAAUAAGUUUUUUGUUGAUUUGAAAAAGGGAAGUGAUGGUGCUGUCACGUUGCAGCACAAACUUCUCUCGAAUAUCGACAUAUAGAAAGGAACUCUUUGUGACCGUGUUUCAUGAUGCGAUGACAUUGUACAUCACCCAUCCAAAUCUCACAUGUAAUAACAAAAAAAGACUAUUGUAAAAGAUAAGAGUUAAGAGUUUUGAAACAAUAAAGAAUGGA
Molecule: messenger RNA, 5922 nt
Organism: Nerophis lumbriciformis (worm pipefish)
Lineage: Eukaryota; Metazoa; Chordata; Actinopteri; Syngnathiformes; Syngnathidae
Gene: rb1cc1
Product: RB1-inducible coiled-coil 1
Biological process (GO): positive regulation of protein phosphorylation; autophagy of peroxisome; reticulophagy
Cellular component (GO): phagophore assembly site membrane; Atg1/ULK1 kinase complex
Molecular function (GO): protein kinase binding; molecular adaptor activity
Source: RefSeq, a predicted model, not a curated record